This is a messenger RNA of Metarhizium album ARSEF 1941, 555 nucleotides long. RefSeq lists its product as uncharacterized. Gene Ontology annotation, cellular component: trans-Golgi network. The record is from RefSeq and is a predicted model, not a curated record. The transcript is spliced from 3 exons. Bases 1 to 555 code for a protein of 184 amino acids. NCBI's taxonomy places the organism in Eukaryota, Fungi, Ascomycota, Sordariomycetes, Hypocreales, Clavicipitaceae.
AUGUCAGCCCAUCACGAGUCGGAGUCCAAUGGCUACGACAGUCACAUACACCCCAUCGAGCGAUCCGACUCUUCAGUGUCAACAGCCACAUCUGAGAACAAUGAGCCCGACACCAGUCAACCUGUGAUCCACCAGCCUGUGCCCACGCGCCCGCCAAUGCCAAACCGAAAAAGCAGCGGUCCUCUGGUCGUCCCUCGCGACAGUUCCGAGGUUGGCCCUGUCGAGCCUCACUUUGGUCCUGAUGAUGUCAGAGCCAUGAGUCCUCGAAGAACCAGCGAAGACAUUGACAGACUGGGCAAGGAAGCCAGAGAGGAAAUGAGAAGACACGCCAAAGCCUUGCAAGAUUCGCUCAUCACCAUAUUCAAUCGUAUCGAGGCGGUACGUGAAGAGCACGACAAAUUGGAUAACAACAACAAGUUCCUCCAAAAGUACAUCGGCGACCUCAUGACGGACGAAGGCCUCGAGAACAGUGAUGUCGGCUUUGAAAAGAGGAUGCAAGGUCAGCAGCACGUCACAUCAGAUUCCAAGUCGAUCACGAUGACGCCCUUUUUCUAA